This is a messenger RNA of Patiria miniata (bat star), 1361 nucleotides long. RefSeq names its product scavenger receptor cysteine-rich domain-containing group B protein-like. NCBI's taxonomy places the organism in Eukaryota, Metazoa, Echinodermata, Asteroidea, Valvatida, Asterinidae. The record is from RefSeq and is a predicted model, not a curated record. The transcript is spliced from 5 exons. Bases 1 to 903 code for a protein of 300 amino acids. Gene Ontology annotation, cellular component: membrane.
AUGCACGCCUGCCCAAUCUUCAAGCCCCCUCACGGUCCCACCGGCCUGAUUGAGCUAGAGGAAGAUACAGCCAAGUGGCUGCAAGAAUUGGACAUUCCCUUGAAUGGGCACAAUGGUAAUAGCCAACCUGUGAAUGUGACGUUCCCCGUGGUACUGAUGGCAAGAUUCCUCCGCAUACUUCCACUCACAUGGACUAGCUAUGAUCAUUAUUAUCUGAGAUUUGAAGUGCUCGGAUGUCGAGUCGCUAGCGGCAUGAUCCGAUUAGUGGGCGGUGACGACAAAUGGAGCGGUCAAGUGGAAAUCUACCGCCAUGAUGCUUGGGGUGCAGUCUGUGAUAGCAGUUGGGAUAUGAAGGACGCCACCACCGUGUGUCAUCAGCUCGGCUUCAUCGAGGCUCUGGAGGCUAAAACGGGGUUGUCCAGCCGAGAGAGUGACCGGCCGAUCGUGAUGAAUCGAGUCGCCUGUACUGGAACUGAACGGCGGCUGGCUGACUGUCCGUUUGUCUGUACCGGCUCUCAGCAAUGCAGCAGCUCAACUGUAGCAGGAGCCGUUUGUAAACCAAGACCUGAUGAGCUUCGGUUGGUCGGCGGAUCUCGCACCAGCGGCCGAGUGGAGAUAUACCGUGGCGGCAGCUGGAGCACCAUCUGUGAUUCCAAUUGGAACGAGACUGAUGCGGGGAUUGUCUGCCGCCAGCUCGGUUUCUCAGACGCACUGGAGGCCAAGUCCGCUGCCCACUUCGGGCAGGGUAGCGGACCCGUCCAUAUGGACGGCAUAGCGUGCGAAGGCUCCGAAGAGAAAAUUACCGACUGCCCUUCCUACUGCUGGGAGGAGACAAGUUGUAGCCACUCACACGAUGCUGGAGUGAUCUGCAGUGACGGAGACACCGUAACAACCAACAAGUGACGAAAGCUAAACCGCUCAAGCAACCAGGAAGAAUAGGACACCAACUAUAUUAUUAUACACACUCAUCUCCUUUUUUUAAAGGGACAAUUAAUAUUUGUUUCAUGGUUUUUUGGACCAUUCAAAGCGCCCAUCGUAAUUGAUGGUCGAAUUCUUCUAUACUCACGCGACUGGUCUGGGCCUAUAACCCGUGCAUGCUGUAAAGCCAAUAUAUGGAGAGUGGUACCUCGCUUCUCUUUGCAUUGUAGUAUAUUACUGACUGGGUAAUCUACGGCACCAGUCUAUGUUAACAGUGCAUUUCGGUUAGAAGUAGUUUUGAAUGAGAGUUCUUCUCGUCAAUGUAUGUUUUUUUGUGCAGCAUUAUGUAAUACACAUAAGAUGGCAUGCAACAAUCAUGGUGGCUUUAUUUGUUUCAUAUACAAAAUGAAAAUAAGAAAACACCACAAGACCCCCCCCCCAAC